CUUUUGACUGCAGUGAUGUUGUUGUGGCGUGACGUCACAGCCGUGAAACGAAGGCGCAGAGAGCGGGCGGCCAUGACUCCAGUCUCCACAAUUAUUUAAUCCCAAAUAAAUUACCCACGGAAAACUUCCAUGGCAAGAGCCACGAGUCAGAUCUAUGAUGUUGCAUCCCUCCACUCCUCUGUUCUCAUCUCCUGUCCAUCCAUGGUAAGAGGCCAGCAGGACACGCCCCGUCUCCACGGCAACAGCAUGGAGGGACAGGCACCACCCCCCCAGCCCACCCAGCCUCGCAAGAAGAGACCCGAGGAUUUCCGCUUCGGCAAAAUAUUGGGAGAAGGCUCUUUCUCAACCGUUGUCUUAGCAAAGGAGCACUCGACGGGGAAGGAAUAUGCAAUUAAGAUCCUGGAAAAGCGCCAUAUAAUGAAGGAGAACAAAGCGCAAUAUGUCAAGAGAGAACGAGACAUCAUGUCACACCUGGAUCAUCCGUUCUUCGUCAAGCUCUACUUUACUUUUCAGGAUGAAGAGAAGCUAUAUUUUGGAUUGAGCUAUGCUAAAAAUGGCGAACUGCUCAAAUACAUUCGAAAAAUAGGCUCAUUUGAUGAGACCUGCACGCGUUUCUACUCAGCUGAGAUUGUUUGUGCUCUUGAGUACUUGCAUCAGAAGGGCAUCAUCCACAGAGAUCUGAAGCCAGAGAAUAUUCUGCUCAGUGAGGAGAUGCACAUUCAAAUAACAGACUUUGGCACAGCCAAACAACUGUCCUCUGACAGCAAACUGGCAAGAGCAAACUCAUUUGUUGGUACGGCUCAGUAUGUCUCUCCUGAAUUACUGACUGAGAAAUCUGCCUGCAAGAGUUCGGAUCUCUGGGCAUUAGGCUGCAUCAUCUACCAGCUUGUUGCUGGUUUGCCGCCCUUCAGAGCUGGGAAUGAGUAUCUAAUAUUUCAGAAGAUUAUAAAACUUGAGUACGAGUUUCCUGAGAAAUUUUUCCCCAAAGCUAAGGACCUUGUUGAACAACUUCUGUCACUGGAGCAGUGCAAGCGGAUUGGCUGUGAGGAGAUGGGCGGCUACGGACCGCUGAAGUCCCACCCUUUCUUUGAGACGGUUGGCUGGGAUGGUAUCCAUCUGCGAACUCCACCCAAACUAACGGCGUAUCUGCCUGCCAUGUCUGAGGAUGAUGAGGACUGCUAUGGAAACUAUGAUGAUCUCCUGAGCCAGUUCAGUUGUAUGCAGGUGGCACAGCCUGGCCAUGCCCCUUUAGUUCCCUUCACAGGAGAGACAAGUCAACCUACAUAUAACCCCUCCCCUAGUGUGGAUCAGUUUAUACAUAUUCAUGAGCUGGACAGUAAUAGCAUGGAGCUCGACCUACAAUACAGCGAAGAGGAGAAACGCAUCCUACUGGACAAGCAGAGUGCUGCAAACCCAUGGCACCAGUUUGUGGAGAAUAACCUCAUCUUAAAAAUGGGUCCAGUGGACAAACGCAAAGGUCUGUUUGCACGGCGGAGGCAGUUGCUACUGACUGAGGGUCCUCACUUGUACUAUGUGGAUCCGGUCAAUAAAGUUCUGAAAGGGGAGAUUCCUUGGUCACCUGAACUACGGCCUGAAGCGAAGAACUUUAAAACCUUCUUUGUUCACACGCCAAACCGGACGUACUAUCUAAUGGACCCAAGCGGCAACGCCGACAAAUGGUGCAAGAAAAUCCAGGAAGUUUGGAGGAAGUUCUACCACAAACACCAGAGCCCCAGCCUAUAGGACUACAGCGCUCCCCCUUUGGCCACACCUCCACAGCCCUCCAACCAAUCACAGAACAGGGACACGCCCCUGUAGAGACAUAUCUCUCCAGCUAUAUAUUGUCUUUCUGUCUCUUCAUAUAUCAGUCCAGUCACUCCCAGGUACUUUCUCUGUUCGGAUUCAGUUGCUUCGCGCACCGAGGGUGGAGUCUUUACAACCAAAAGCAGCAAGGCCGUAGUCAGCAUGUCGUGCAGGCAAGCCAUAGAAAACCACACGUUUAGACGUUUACGCAAGUCUUUCCAUCGAUUUCAAGCACAUGUUCUGUUCUUUUCUCGCUCGACGCUCACACAAGCUCGGCUCUUUACUUUUUCAGAUAUCUAAAUGGGAGUGUGUUGCUUUAGUCUGCGCUUAGAGUUAAGGCGGGUCCUUUUACCCUUAUU
Messenger RNA from Sinocyclocheilus grahami, 2162 nucleotides. RefSeq names its product 3-phosphoinositide dependent protein kinase 1b (gene pdpk1b). The transcript has 14 exons. The record is from RefSeq and is a predicted model, not a curated record. Gene Ontology annotation, molecular function: protein serine/threonine kinase activity; ATP binding. NCBI's taxonomy places the organism in Eukaryota, Metazoa, Chordata, Actinopteri, Cypriniformes, Cyprinidae. The coding region runs from base 130 to 1743 and encodes 537 amino acids. Gene Ontology annotation, biological process: intracellular signal transduction; peptidyl-serine phosphorylation.